AAUGAGAAACUUACCAUGCAGAAUUUGAACGACCGUCUGGCUUCCUAUCUGGAAAAGGUGCGCUCCUUAGAAAAUGCCAACACUCAUCUUGAGAAGCAGAUCCGGGAGUGGUAUGAGAAAAGCUCCCCAAUUGCUAGACAAGACUACAGUGAUUAUUACAAAACAAUUGAAGACCUCAGAAACAAGAUUAUUGCAGCACGACUUGACAACACUCAGAUCAUUCUGCAGAUUGACAAUACCAAGCUGGCUGCUGACGAUUUCCGAAUGAAGUAUGAGACUGAACUGGCACUCAGACAAAAUGUGGAAAGUGACACUGCAGGGCUGAUGAGGCUCAUUGAUGAUUUGACACUGGUGAAGUCUGAUUUGGAGCAUGAGGUUGAAGGGCUGAAGGAAGAACUGGCUUACCUCAAGAAAAACCAUGAGGAGGAAACAGAAAGAUUGAGACAGCAGCUGGGAGGAACUGUCUCUGUAGAGCUGGAUGCUGCUCCAGGCAUCAAUUUGGGCCAGAUUAUGGAUAAUAUGCGCCAGCAAUAUGAAGCCAUGGCUGAAAAGAGCCGUCAAGAGGCCAAGGAGCGGUUUGAUAAACAGGUUGAAGAAUGGAAUGUGGAAGUGACUACCACUACUCAACAACUUGAGUCCCAUAAAAGUGAAGUCACAGACAGGAGACGCACACUCCAGAGCCUUGAGAUUGAACUUCAAACCCAACUUAAUAUGAAAGCUGAUCGAGAGAAUGCUGUGGCAGAAGUCGAAGCCCGUUAUGGGGCUAUUUUGAACCAAAUCCAGGCCACCAUUGCUAAUUUGGAGGCACAGCUGAUGCAGCUGCGAAACGAUAUGGAAAGGCAGAGUCAAGAGUACAACAGCCUCCUGGAUGUUAAGAUCAAGCUAGAGGCAGAAAUAGCCACUUAUCGACGUCUGCUGGAAGGGGAAGAUAGCAGAUUUAUUGAAGAAGAGAUCGCCAAAAGAGAAGCAGCUGAGAGAGAAAAAAAUAAAGUUCUAAGGAUCAAAACUGUUGUGGAAGAAAUGGUGGAUGGGAAAGUGGUAUCAUCCAAAGUUGACGAGAGGGAGCAGAAGAUGUAGCCAGCUGUGGCUUGAAAUGCAUUUUAUGU
Sceloporus undulatus (fence lizard) is the source of this 1106-nucleotide messenger RNA. RefSeq names its product keratin, type I cytoskeletal 42-like. Gene Ontology annotation, molecular function: structural molecule activity. The transcript has 8 exons. The record is from RefSeq and is a predicted model, not a curated record. Bases 16 to 1077 code for a protein of 353 amino acids. NCBI's taxonomy places the organism in Eukaryota, Metazoa, Chordata, Lepidosauria, Squamata, Phrynosomatidae.